Molecule: messenger RNA, 2702 nt
Organism: Eleginops maclovinus (Patagonian blennie)
Lineage: Eukaryota; Metazoa; Chordata; Actinopteri; Perciformes; Eleginopidae
Gene: sfrp5
Product: secreted frizzled-related protein 5
Exons: 3
Coding region: 463-1428 (321 amino acids)
Biological process (GO): canonical Wnt signaling pathway; non-canonical Wnt signaling pathway
Molecular function (GO): Wnt-protein binding
Source: RefSeq, a predicted model, not a curated record
GCAGGCAGCCACAGAGAGCAGCUACCACUGCCUCUUAAAACCUAAGGUAGUCCUCAUUACAGCUACAGACUGAUAGACAGAGAGUAGAGCAGGGCUGGAGACAGUUCUAAGAGAGGGAGAGGAAAGGAGAGAGUGAGAAAUUGUGAACAGGGAAAGUUAGAAAACCAGCAGUCCUACUUGAGUGCUCACCCUUCCUUGACUGCUGCCUCCCCACUGCACUACCUGAGGCUCACAUACACACACACAGGGAGGUGUUCAGGGAGGCUUAGAGGGCUGACUCUCCAGGGGAAGAAGGGAAUUAACACUUUGUUUUCAAUCCACGGCGAUCAUACUCAGGACAAAAAAAGGGAUUACAGCUUGUACGCCUGCCCCACUUGUUCCUCUCUACUCCCUGCAUUUUGUCUUCACUUUGGAGACUUUGGAUACAACCUUCUUGAAUUGUUUGUUCGGGCUAAGAGAGAGAUGGCACAUGGACAAAAGAGCCCCAGGUGGGCAUUAACCCAGGGCUCCUCCAGCUUGGCACUGGGCCUGUCGUUCUUCUCCCUCCUCCUCCUACUCCUCACCGUCUCGGCCGCAGACGAGUACGACUAUUACAGCUGGCAGUCGGACAACUUCCACAAUGGCCGUUUCUACACCAAGCUGCCCCAGUGUGUGGACAUACCAGCUGACCUGCGCCUGUGCCACAACGUGGGCUACAAGAAGAUGAGGCUGCCCAACCUCCUGGACCACGAGACCAUGCCAGAGGUCAAGCAGCAGGCGGGCAGCUGGGUGCCCCUCCUGGCCAAACGGUGCCAUGCUGACACCCAGGUCUUCCUGUGCUCGCUGUUUGCACCGGUGUGCCUGGACAGACCCAUCUAUCCCUGCCGCUCGCUGUGUGAGGCCGUGAGGGAUAGCUGUGCUCCGGUGAUGGAGACCUACGGCUUCCCCUGGCCAGAGAUGCUGACCUGUGAUAAGUUCCCCAUUGAUAACGACCUCUGCAUCCCGAUGCAAUUCACUGGGAACCAGGCCACCCAGCCACCAGUGUCAAAGGUGUGCCCACCGUGUGACAAUGAGAUGAAAGCAGACAACAUCAUGGAGCAUUACUGCGCCAGUGACUUUGCCCUCAAGAUGAAAAUCAAGGAGGUGAAGAAGGAAAAGGGCGACCGGAAGCUGAUUGCAGCACAGAAGAAGAAGAAAGUGUUGAAGCAGGGCGUGCUAAGGAAAAAGGACCUGAAGAAACUGACCCUGUACAUCAAGAAUGGCGCCAACUGCCCGUGUUCCCAGCUGGACAGCCUGGGCACCAACUUCCUCAUCAUGGGCCGCAAAGUGGAUCAGCAACUGCUGCUCAUGUCCAUUCACAAGUGGGACAAGAAAAGCAAGGAACUCAAAUUCGCAAUCAAGUACAUGAAGUCCCAUCAGUGUCCCACCUAUCACACUGUCUUUCAGUGAGGCGGCUUGCAGCACAAUCUACAAUCACUUCACACAUUUCCCCCACAUAGAAUCUAAUUCUGCAUUCCUGACCCCAAUAUCCCUGGAAAAUCUCUUACCAGUCUGACAAAUAGUCCUACAAGAGGUCACAGGGCAGCCAAGCUUUUAUUUUCUCAGCUUUAACUUGAGUCAGGUUGUCAAGGGGAUCGUCCUGAUCUGCUUAGAUGAUUCAGACAUGUUAAUGUUGGAGAGGGAAAAAAGCUGCACUCUGCAGCUCCAAUCACAUCAUAAAAAACCCAAAGUAACCACAGAUUGUAUAAUAAUUUGGGUGAUGUAAUUUUAUUUCCCAAGGAACAAAAGACAUUUUCAUAGACCCCCUGUGAUUCAAUAAAUAUAUUCCUUGACAAUUCUGCUUUCCUAUUCUGAUAUACAAGACCAAAUCACUUGUGUGAUAUCUAACAGCAACUUAAUCAAGACAGCUGCCUUAAAACAUGGAAAACUAAAGAUUUGAGGCAACUAUUGGAGGGAACAUAUGUUUGAUAAUGUAAUAAGUAUAGGCUAAGGGACCUUAAGUGGGAAGGCAGGGUUUGUUUCAGUGUAUAGAGAGAUGAGAAAAAUGAUACACUACAGUACAAGGCGGCUGUGCAAUUGGGCACAAUGCUCCCAGGAAUAACAUCAAAGCAGAGACAUAUAGAUGAUCAGCUUAACUGUGUUAUGAUAAUGUAAAAAGUAGGUAAUUCAGAUGAAUACUAGAUGAUUAGAUAUCAGGCUUUUUUCUUUUAUCCCUGCCGGGAAAGAAGACAGAUGGAGCGAGGCAGACUGGCGGACUGGAGGAUACUUCCAUUGACUUUGUACAGCAACGCUUAUGUGGCCUGAAAGAGGGAAACUUGAAUAUUUUUGCUUUUCAAUUGGAGAGAGAAUGAGGUUAAAGUAGAGAAGACAUCUUUCCUGAAAACAAGUGGUAAAGAAAGCGAGAGAAAGAGACUCUGGACAGAACCAACAAAGUUGGGUUGAUAAGUCUCUGGUACUGUUUUUUCACUAUCACUCUGCAAAUGUUUAUUUGUUUUGUACUUUUUAAAAAAUUUCUUCAGUUAAACUUCUAUUGUAUGAAGACAGGAAUCAUCCAUACAGACAUAGCACAUGAAUUCACUGUUGCCGUAGCAAUAAAGGAUGAAAAUUUAACUAUGACAAUAUUUUCUAAUCAGUUAACCUGUAAGUAGUUAUGUUACUGAAAUACAUCUUUGUUUUACAAAAAAAGUAAAUGAAUAAAAUAUAUUUGAAAUUUUUAUAAAGAA